Molecule: messenger RNA, 1130 nt
Organism: Dendrobium catenatum
Lineage: Eukaryota; Viridiplantae; Streptophyta; Magnoliopsida; Asparagales; Orchidaceae
Product: 2,3-bisphosphoglycerate-dependent phosphoglycerate mutase-like
Exons: 7
Coding region: 1-1035 (344 amino acids)
Biological process (GO): glycolytic process
Molecular function (GO): intramolecular phosphotransferase activity
Source: RefSeq, a predicted model, not a curated record
AUGGCUACAGCCACAUUUUAUAUAUCCUUGGGCUCCUUCCAGAACCACAGGAAUCAGAGGUGCUCCAAUUUGCAAAACUGGCCUGGGACAUCUUCAUUGAGAAAGGGUUACAAAGGUUUUGGCAUAGAAAUCAGAUUACUUAGGAAGGGAGCUUGUUGCCAUGAUAGCUCCCAAGGCAUAAUUCAUGCAUCAUCCUCACAUUCUUCAGUUGCUGAUCCACUAAGAUUACCAGUUGGUAACAACAUCAGUGACUCUCAUAGGAAAUCUUAUGAAGCUGCACUCAUAUUGAUUCGUCAUGGUGAAUCAUUGUGGAAUGAGAAAAAUCUAUUCACAGGUUGUGUUGAUGUACCAUUGACUCGAAAGGGUGUGGAGGAGGCAAUUGAAGCGGGUAAACGAAUAAGCAAUAUUCCCGUAGACAUGAUAUAUACAUCGGCAUUGAUUCGUGCUCAGAUGACUGCUAUGCUUGCCAUGACUCAGCAUCGCCGCAAGAAGAUUCCAAUUGUCAUGCACAGCGAGAGUGAACAAGCUAUUCAGUGGAGCCGGAUAUAUAGUGAGGAAACAAGGAAACAGUCUAUUCCUGUUAUACCAGCUUGGCAAUUGAAUGAAAGAAUGUAUGGGGAAUUACAAGGUCUCAACAAGCAGGAAACAGCAGAAAGGUUUGGGAAAGAAAAAGUUCAUGAAUGGCGCCGCAGUUUUGACAUUCCUCCUCCCAAUGGUGAGAGUUUGGAAAUGUGCGCUGAUCGAGCUGUUGCUUAUUUUAUGGAUCAUAUCGAACCCCAACUUUUGUCUGGCAAAAAUGUGAUGAUUGCAGCUCAUGGGAAUUCCUUAAGAUCAAUAAUUAUGUAUCUUGACAAGUUGACUUCUCACGAGGUGAUCAAUCUGGAGCUUUCUACUGGCAUUCCCAUGCUAUAUAUAAUUAAGGAAGGAAAGUUCAUCAGAAGAGGAAGUCCAGCAGGACCUUUUGAGGCUGGUGUUUAUGCGUAUACUUUGAGCCUGGCUCGCUAUAGACAGAAGCUUGAUGAGAUGCUAAACUGAUACAUUUCAUCAAUAUUUACAGUAAGCACAUUUUGAAGAGAAAUGUUUGCUUUGUCCAAAAUUUGCGUUUUGAAAAGCUGUAGCUUUUUACCCAU